Molecule: messenger RNA, 1425 nt
Organism: Paramecium sonneborni
Lineage: Eukaryota; Ciliophora; Oligohymenophorea; Peniculida; Parameciidae
Source: the annotation of a GenBank genome assembly
UAAUAAUAAAGAAUGUCAUCUAUUCGUAUUACUAAUUACUCAGCAACAAGUUUGAGUGUGAAAGGAAAUGAUAUUCCAAAAGAUGCUUGGAAUAAUUUUUUAUGUGAUUUUCCUAGAUGUGGACCUGAAAUUUAAUUACCUAUGGAUAAUACAAAGAGAUAUAUUAAGACAGCAGCUGUUUUGAUGGCAGCUAUAAUGGAUAGUUUGAUUAGUUGGUAAUAAAUUGAUGUAUUAUAUGAAAUAAGAGAAUAAAUGUAUUCGGAUAAUGAAUAAAGUAAAAAAAUAGUUGCGGAUUAUAAUAAAUUUAUUAGUUAAAUUACUCCAUGUUUUGAAAAAAAUUAAGGUAGUGUUCAUUUGAGAUAAUAAAGAGAAUACAUUUAUUCACAUUUAAAUAACUAAGAAGGAAUUGAACUUUUAUUUAAUGUUUAUAGAUGUAUUUUAUUGAGUUUAUAUACAUAAAAAUAAAACUCUAGUUUAAUUAGAAAUGGUAGAAAAUUAUCAAAAUAAGAGGCUAUUUUUGAAUUGAUGGGGAAUUUGAAUGAAGAUGAUUAAUUUAUAUUGAAAGAUCAUCAUUAUAUUGCUAUAUCUUCUUUAGUAGGAAUACCAAUUCAUUGCUAUAUAAAUUAUAGUGAUGGACAAUAGAUAAUUAGGAAGAGAAUACAUUAAUUGUCAAAUAUUAGAUUUACAGUGGGUUUGUUAUUUGAACCUGGACAUAACAAUAAAUCUUCUAGAUCUGUAAGAAUAUUGUAUCAAUAACAUGAUUCAAUUUACUUAAAUAAUUUGUUAAUAAUGGAUUAAAAUAUUUAAAGAACAAAAAAUAUAAUGUUGGCAAUAAAUAAAGUAUAGAAAGUGUUAGAGUUAGCUGUAAUUACGGCAGUUUAAAAUUGUUAAAAGAUAGUUGAAGAAAAAUAGAUAAAUUAGUUAUGGCCAGAUGAAUUAUAUAAAGAUUUACAAAUAUUAGUUUAAUAAUUGAAUUUUAAGACAAUUAAAUUAGAUGAGAUAUUAUCAGCUUUGGAUUAUAAUGUUUAGAUGUAAUUAGAUUCUUUCAAGAUUACUGUAGAAAGUAUUAGAAAGUCAAAUUCUGAGAUUUCACCCAAUAGACAAAAAAUAUUUUAGAGUACAUAUUUCAGGAAUUAGUAGGCAAUAAUCAAUUAUCAAAAUCAAAAGAUACAAAAAGGGAAUAUAAUAUAGAUUCAAUAGCCAUAAUAAACUACAAUUUUUGAAUCUCCUAUUAAAUAGUCUUAAAUAAUUCAACCACCGAAGACUUAUAUGUAGACGACAGAAGAUAAAUAAAAGUCGGUAUCACCAUCUUCAUUGAAUAAAAAUCUUUCAAAGAGUUUAGAGUUUCAUGAUAAAGCAUUUAAGAUGAGUAAAUCAUAAACGAUAUUAAAUACAUAAUAGAUAUAGUAAUAAUAACAAUAAUGA